Molecule: messenger RNA, 987 nt
Organism: Pelodiscus sinensis (Chinese soft-shelled turtle)
Lineage: Eukaryota; Metazoa; Chordata; Testudines; Trionychidae
Source: RefSeq, a predicted model, not a curated record
AUGGAGUGUUCAGUUGGAAUCAUUGGUGAGAGCAGGAGCACUUUUAUAGUUACCUCAACAGACGUUUCCAAACUGCAUGAGCUACUAGAAUCUAUCUGCUUGUUAGAUCUCUAUGCUGCAGGACCUACUUCAAGUCAAAAGGUCACAAUCGCAGCUGUUCUCUUAAAGGACAGGUACAGGCUUUUAUUUCAAAAGCCUAUUUUGAAAAACAUGAAUGCAAAGAUUGAAGAGACAGUCCACUUCUCAGCCCUAAAUACAUCCCAUGAAUUUUUGAAUUAUUUACAAAAAAAUGCUUUAAUUGUUGAUUUGUGGGGCCUUCAAGUUGAUCAUCCAAAAACGGUGAUCGCAAAGGGAAUUGGUCUGGGCACAGCUAAUCAGAUAUCUGAACUUUACCCAAAGCUGCUGAAGUUGGAAGAGGAGACUGAGCUUCUCAGAGAUAUUAACAGAGCUUUAAGGGAAGAAAAUGUAUUUCUUAAGGAUAAACUGAAGAAAUGGGAAACAGGACGCCAUGAAAGCAAGAAAUUAAAGUCUCCUAAUAAAAGGGCAGUUAAGGUGACCAAACAGCCUGUCUCAUCAAAGGAGGCUGGCCAAAUGUGCAACCAUCGGAUGAGCUAUAAUGCUGAAUUUGCUAAAGCUGUUAAGGUCUUCUACCAAAACACGAACAUAGUGAGACAGCAAUUCCUGAAGCUAAAGCACAACAAACCCCCUGUAUGUAUGAUUUUUAUACAGAGUUUUCAAAAAUGAGAACCAGGACUUUUUUUUUUUCUAAUGUAAAAUCAUUGUGUGUAUCACAAGCUUUGAUUGCCUAACAAUGCAGAUAUAUAAUUGAUCAUGUCCUUUGCUGCUAUUUCCUUUCCUGUAUGUGUACUGGAACCAACCUUAUUUCCUCUGUAUGUUUUGUGUGUCUGUACUAUCAAUAUCAAUGUCCACAAAGUGUAGCUAGCCUGUUUUUCUUUACAACAUGCUGGGUAUUCUAUGUCUACACUG